Molecule: messenger RNA, 801 nt
Organism: Aspergillus tanneri
Lineage: Eukaryota; Fungi; Ascomycota; Eurotiomycetes; Eurotiales; Aspergillaceae
Product: aminoglycoside N(3)-acetyltransferase
Exons: 1
Coding region: 1-801 (266 amino acids)
Biological process (GO): response to antibiotic
Molecular function (GO): aminoglycoside 3-N-acetyltransferase activity
Source: RefSeq, a predicted model, not a curated record
AUGCGGGCUCCAGUUACCGGACCACUUUGUACAGUCGAUUCAAUUUCUCGAGAGCUUAACAAUCUCGAUGACAUUAAGGGUAGCACUGUACUUCUACACUCCUCACUCAGCUCCUUGGGCUGGGUCUGCGGCGGUUCAAAUACAGUGGUCCUGGCGAUACUCUCUGCAAUCGGCUCAGACGGCACCCUUGUGGUCCCUACGCAUACAGGCGACAACUCGGAUCCCGCGGAAUGGCAAAAUCCGCCAAUCCCCGAGGAAUGGCAUGAAACAGUUCGUGCACAAAUGCCGCCCUAUAAUCCCUACACGAGCCGUACGAGAGGCAUGGGCAGUAUUGCAGAGACAGUGCGGACCUGGCCUGGAGCUGUGCGGAGUUCCCAUCCCCAAACCUCCUUCGCUGCCGUAGGACCCUUAGCUAAGUGGCUAAUGGAAGUGCAUGAUCUGGAUUGCAGGCUUGGGGAGAAGAGCCCGCUGGGUAGACUCGAAUAUGUUGGGGCGAAGGUGCUCCUUCUUGGGGUGGGGUUUGAUGUCUGCACGGCCUUUCAUUUAGCAGAGUACCGCCUUGCUAGAAGCAUAGAAGAGUCUAUGGAGGAUAGUUCUUUUGCUGUUACUACUGAGCAUGGAAGGCAAUGGAUGACAGUGAAGGAUGUAAGCAUUUCUUGUGAAAUGUUCGAAGAAUUAGGAGGAGAUUUUCAGCAAGAAGAGUCUGUUAUAGAGGGAACAGUAGGGAAGGCCAGUGUGAAGAUGUUUAAAAUUACUGAGGCUAUCUGUUAUGCAGAAGGUUGGCUGAGGAAGAAAAGGUGA